Messenger RNA from Zychaea mexicana, 2189 nucleotides. RefSeq names its product MoaB/Mog domain-containing protein. Gene Ontology annotation, biological process: molybdenum incorporation into molybdenum-molybdopterin complex; Mo-molybdopterin cofactor biosynthetic process. NCBI's taxonomy places the organism in Eukaryota, Fungi, Mucoromycota, Mucoromycetes, Mucorales, Lichtheimiaceae. Gene Ontology annotation, cellular component: cytosol; cytoplasm. The coding region runs from base 168 to 2111 and encodes 647 amino acids. The record is from RefSeq and is a predicted model, not a curated record. The transcript is spliced from 8 exons. Gene Ontology annotation, molecular function: molybdopterin molybdotransferase activity.
GGGCCUACGUGCGUGGCAGAUCACGCUGCACCAACAAAUAGCAGCUCUGGGCCUGUCGGCAUAUUUUUUUUUAGCUAACAACUUCCGACAGCUAGCAGAACGUUCAAAAAUUCAAUCAUAAUGUUACGUUCCUGUGUGUCGUUCCUUUCUUUUCCGAACGCUGAGCAAUGGCAGCCGAAAACGACACGCCUUCAAUGUACACUGUUGGCAUACUUACAGUCAGCGAUACUUCCUCAAUCGACGCAACAAAAGACAAAAGCGGCCCAUUAUUAGCCGAAUUGUUGACCGAAACACGUCAAUACAAUGUUCGACAAACAGCCAUUGUACCCGAUGAACCAACGCCCAUUAAGAAAACUGUCGAGCACUGGUGCGACACUAUGGGUGUUGACCUUGUCCUUAUCACUGGAGGUACUGGUUUCUCCCCGCGCGAUCAGACACCCGAGGCAGUUACACCAUUGUUGGAUCGGUUGACACCUGGAAUAACUCAUGUGUUACUGGCUAGUUCGGUGGCCGUCACACCUUUUGCUGCGCUUUCCCGACCGGUGACCGGGAUUCGUAAAAAAACGUUGGUCAUAUCAUUUCCGGGUAGUCCCAAAGCUUGCAAGGAAAACUUGAUGGCCAUAUUGAAUAUUUUGCCUCAUGGAAUGGAUUUGUUGAAGGAUCAACCACCGUCGUCAUCAAAAAAGCACUCCGGGCAUCAUCACGGCCAUCAUCAUCACCAUCAUAAAGGUCACGCUUGCGUACACCGUUCAGAUACACAUGGUCAACACGAGAGUCGAUCCGUAUCUCUUGAUGCUCCAGUAUCUCAACGUGCAAGAACUUCGCCUUAUCCCAUCAUUCCUGUGGAUGAAGCAGAAAAGCUGGUGGCAGAUAAUGCUCAUCUUACCGAUAUUGUAUCAGUCCGUGUUUCACAACAGCUUCUUGGUCACGUGUUAGCAGAGGAUGUCGAGGCUGUUGAAGCCGUUCCCGGUUAUCGCGCAUCAAUUGUGGAUGGUUAUGCAGUGCGUGCUUCACAAGGACCGGGCAUUUACACCGUUGGAUCCGUUUCGCUUGCAAGCGAUAAUGAUGACUCAUCAUCAUCAUCAUCAAGGAUACCCCACGAUCAUAUCGUUCGUAUUGCAACCGGAGGCAUGGUCCCAGCCGAGAUGGAUGCCGUGGUGAUGGUGGAAGACACAAGACUAGUAGAAGUGUCAGAAGACGGCAAAGAAGAGAAACGCGUCGAGAUUCUGGCCAAAUCAAUAACGAGUGGCGAAAAUAUCCGUGAAAUCGGAAGCGAUUGUGACAUUGGCACGGUGGUCGGGUACAAAGGCCAAAACAUCUCAUUAGUAGGUGGAGAACUCGGCGUGCUCGCCUCUGUUGGUAUUCGUCAAGUUCAAGUUUAUCGCAAGCCACGUGUGGGUGUGCUGUCUACUGGCAACGAGGUAGUGGACCAUGUCAGCACUGCCCAAUUGAAACAGGGUGAGAUCCGAGAUACGAAUCGAAUUACUUUGCUUGGUGCUAUCAAAACGGCAGGGUUUGAGGCCAUUGAUUUGGGGAUUAUCAAGGAUAAGGUUCAUGACAUUGAAUCAAGGCUACGAGAGGCCCUGGAACAAGUAGAUGUACUCAUUACCACUGGCGGUGUAUCGAUGGGCGAGGCAGACUUCAUGAAGCCUGUGUUGGAGCAGAAGAUUGGUGCCAAGAUCCAUUUUGGUCGAGUAAAGAUGAAGCCAGGAAAACCAACGACAUUUGCCACAAGAGACUCGGAUAACAAGCUCAUCUUUGCGUUGCCUGGUAAUCCUGCUUCAGCCAUAGUGACAUUCUACCUGUUUGUCCUUCCAGGGCUUAGAAAGAUGGCUGGAUACGCUCAGCAUGAAAACCCGGUCAUCCCAGUAGAGAUUACCGACGAUGUCUCCCUGGAUCCUCGGCCAGAAUACCACCGAGUACGAGUUUCCAUCGUGGGCAACAGGUUCAUUGCAGGAUCAACGGGUGGCCAGCGUAGUAGUCGGAUGCUCAGCUUGCGACAAGCGAAUGGACUCCUCAAGCUACCCGCAUGGACUGAAGGAAAACAGAAAUUAGCAAAGGGAGAAACCGUUCCAUGUGUAUUGAUUGGCCCAUUGAAUCCUUCCGCAUGAUUUUGAUUCAUCGAGAUUGUCCUUUGAUUUGACUCGGACAUCGUGGCGGAGUAAACAUACUUUUUUUUUUGUUAUCCC